CAUUUUGAGAUCUAAAACAUAACCUAUAAAUCUUUUGUGCAAUCUAGUGUUUUAUAAAAGAUUGUCAUUACAUUUGUUGUAUAAAUAAAUAAUUUCUCUAGUUUAUAAGCGCUUUUUUAAUUUGUCUUUAUGGCGUCAAAAAAGGUAUUUGAUCGGUGUUGUAAUCCUUUUGAGUUGGAAUCUCAUUUUAAAAAAAUUGGUUUACGUCCGGCGACUGAUAUUAUGAAAGUAACGUUAGGAUUAGAUGAUAAUUAUUUAUUAUGCAGUUCAUGUCGAAAAAAAGCUUCAGAGUUAGUGAAGCAACAAACAAAUGCUCGUAAUGAUCCUAGUGCUGAUGUAAGUGACCGUGAAGACAACUAUAGUGACAAUAAUGACAACAAUGAUCAGGCUGAUAAUGAUAGUAAUACAACUGCCACGGAUCUCCCAUUAUCCUUAUCAUUCCGUUCCAUGUCAUUUGAUAGCGAACCCAAAGCAUCACAAUCAAGCUCAGGAUCCCAAGUUAGCGCUGCAACUCAAUUACCCGUAAUAAACCAUGCAUUAGAAUUGUUAAAUCAAUCACCGAUUCCAUCGAAGAAAUUGAAUGAUAAUCAAUUUUUGAACAAUAAAAUAAAUCGGGUAUCCGACAGCUUGAAAAAAGUUUUGCUUUCUUCUUCAGAUGAAGAAUCGAUUGAUGACGAUGGUGAAAAUUUUCGCUCUCUAAUUAAAAUGUUGUAUGAUAAAUUCAACGAUAAAGAAACUGAUAAGUCUUUGAAAAUACAAAUUUUAACAUUAUUACCUGUAAAAUGGAGUGAGAGACGUAUUUGUGAAACUAUGAAUACAUCAAGACAUUUGUCAAGAGUAGCAAAAAUUUGGUUGAAGAAACGGGUUUACUUUCUACACCUGAAUCGAAAUUAGGUAUGGGUAGCGUAAAAUCGAUGUUUUAAAUACACUUGAAAACUAAAUUACUCAACAUUUUUGUAUAGGGAGGACAAUUACUGAUCAGGUAAAAUUAAAAGUUGAAAAUUUUUACAACGAUGAUGAGUAUAGUGCUCAAAUGCCCGGUAUGAAAGACUUUGUAUCAAUUCGAAGUGAUGAUGGUAAUCGGAUACACGUCCAAAAAGACUUAUCCUGUCUAACUUAAAAGAAUUAUACCAAUGUUUCUGUGAAAUAAAUCCUGCUGAGAGAAUUGGAUUUUCAAAAUUCGCUUCUUUGCGACCAAAACAUUGUGUGUUAGCAGGGGCAAGUGGAACACACACCAUCUGCGUGUGUACGAUUCAUCAAAACGUGAAGUUAAUGAUGCUUGGUGCAAAUAUUUAUUCUUUGACAAGGAACACAGAAAAGCCCAUUAAACACUACAGCGAUUACUUGAGCAUGAUUAUAUGUGAAAAUCCAUCUUUUCAGUGUUAUUUAGGUGGAUGUAAAAACUGU
This is a messenger RNA of Cotesia glomerata, 1407 nucleotides long. RefSeq lists its product as uncharacterized. The transcript is spliced from 3 exons. The record is from RefSeq and is a predicted model, not a curated record. Lineage: Eukaryota; Metazoa; Arthropoda; Insecta; Hymenoptera; Braconidae. The coding region runs from base 130 to 894 and encodes 254 amino acids.